This is a messenger RNA of Diplodia corticola, 2586 nucleotides long. RefSeq names its product mucoidy inhibitor-like protein. The record is from RefSeq and is a predicted model, not a curated record. The transcript has a single exon. NCBI's taxonomy places the organism in Eukaryota, Fungi, Ascomycota, Dothideomycetes, Botryosphaeriales, Botryosphaeriaceae. The coding region runs from base 1 to 2586 and encodes 861 amino acids.
AUGUCCGGCGACAUGCCCAAGCAGGAGUUUCUCAUCGACGACUUGCCCACGACUUCGGUCACCAUUUACCCGUCUCGCGCCCACGUCGUGCGUGAUAUCGCCGACGUCAAGCUCCAGCCCGGCCUCAAUGAGGUAACCAUCUACGGCAUCACGCCCGCUGCCGACGAGCAUUCCGUGCAGCUCGACGGCCAUGGCGCUGCCACCAUCACCGACAUGAGCGUCGAGCUCGUCGCCAACCGCGAGAGGUUCGCCGAUCACUUCUCCAGCGACGACUCGGAUUCGGAUUCUGGGGACCAUGCCAGCGACGGCGAGUGGAAGAGUGGUCAUCUCAAUGCCCUGGCUAGCGAGCUGAGGCGGUUGAAGGGGGAGCUCGAGGAUGCGCGCGAGAGGCAGAGCUCGGCCAACGACCAGAUGCGCGUGCUCAAUGCCUUUAUGGAGACUAUCAAUGCGAAGCACAACGAGCCUGCAGAUGCUUCCAAGGCUAUUGCUACCUAUGGUAGUGACAGAGCACGUCUUCAUGCGCAGUGGGCGCUUGCAAAGGACGAGAUUGAGAAGUCGGAGAAGAACAUCAGGAAGAAGGAAGCGAAUUUCCAGAAAGCGACGAAGGAAGAGCGCAAGUGCAAGAAGAAGAAAGCGGAAGAGAAGCAGAAGAAGAAGGCUCAACGGCGGCGAGAGAGGAAGCAUGUGCGAGACGAGAAGGCCAAGUUCUGGCCGAGGAAGCUCUACUGCGUCAAGCUGACUCUGGAAGCCCCCGUGGAUACUCCCAUGUCGUCCAGGCGGAGCUCGCUCGACUCCACCGACGAGAAAGCUCCAUUCAGUUUUUCGGAGAAAACGGUGCGCCUCUCGCUGUCGUACGUGGUCCGCGAAGCGUCUUGGUCUCCGCGGUACAACGUCAGCAUCUCAUCUCUGGACAAGACCGCAACCAUCAUCUACAACGCCGAGUUCAGCAACAAGACAUCCGAGACAUGGAAGGACGCCAAGAUCACUCUUUCCACUUCUCAGACCUCUUACUCGGGGCUUGAUGACAAGGUCCCCGAACUCCGACCGUGGCCCAUCUUCCUAAGGGACAGGCACGCAUACGACGAGGACGAGCAUCUCUGGGAUACCAAGCUUAGCCCGCAGGAGAACUUGGCUGGCGGUAGCUUCAUCUCCCAUGGCCAUAGCCAAGACCACUUCAACCGAUAUGAGGUUUUCGGUCCCGAGCGCGCCGGCCUCUUUGAAAACUUGACCGUCUCUAGAUCAACACAUCAAAGCCGGCCGCCCCCACCCCCACCCCCAACUUGGAAGCCUACCUUUGGAGCUCCGUCCCAACUUGGCUCUGCAUCUGGUGGUAGUCUAUUUAACAAUCCCGGCAGAGGCUUCGGCAGCAGCAACGCUGGCCCAACUAUGACUGCUUUUGGCUCAGCAGCGCCUUCUGCCGGCAACACCAAUUCCGGAACCGAGCAACCCCCAGCCACGGGAGGGCUAUUUGGCAACAGUAAUAACGCGCAACCCGCGCAAGGAGGAGGCGUUUUUGGCGGCGGCAGUAACAACAACAACGCGCAACCAUCGCAAACAGGAGGAUUAUUCGGCAGCAGCAACAACAACAACACCGCGACCAGCAGCGGCAGUCUAUUCGGCAACACCACCACCACCAACAACAACGCCCAGCCACCACCAACCGCCGGCAGCCUCUUCGGCCGCAGCGCCGCCGCCGCCGCCGCCCCGCAACCCACCACCAACCCCCCAGCCGCUCACGCCCACCCCGACACCCUCCACCAAGACCCCACCUGGGAAGACUCGGGCAUGACAACCGCCUACGACCUCCCGGGCACACGCACCCUCGCCCCCUCUCUCCUCUCCCACCGCCACAAGCUCGCAACCCUCCACAUCCCCUCCAUCACCCUCUCCCACCUCGCCAUCCCCAAGCUCCGCAAAGGCGCCUUCCUCCGCGCCGAGCUGCGCAACCCCCCCACCACAAACACCAGCGGCGGCCUCACCCUCCUCGCCGGCGCCGCCGCCCUCACCCUCGACGGCACCUUCCUCGGCAGCAGCAGCACCACCACCGCCUCGUCGUCGUCAUCGUCGUCGUCGUCGUCGUCAUCGCUUCUCCUCCCGCGCACCGCUCCCGGCGAGACGUUCUCCCUCGACCUCGGCGUCGAUCCGGGCGUGCACGUGGCGUACGCGCCCGCGGCGCUGCUGCGCGGCGCCGACGGCCAGCCGGCAGCGGGGCUGUUUGCGGGUGUCGGCUUGCAGCGCGAGGCGGUGGAUCGGUACGCGCGGUGCGCGACGCUGACGAACGCGCGGGCGGGGCGGGUGAAGGUGUGCGUGAGGGAUCAGGUGCCGGUGUCGGAGAUGGAGAGGUUGAGGGUCGAGGUUUUGGUGCCGAGGGGGCUGUGGAGGGGUGGCGGGAAGGUGGUGGCGGGGGAGGUGGCGGAGGGGGAGGUGGCGGAGGAGGGGGGAGGGAGGUGGGGGCAGGCGACGGCGGAGAUGAAGGAGGGGAAUGUGGUGGAGUGGACGGUCGAGUUGGAGGGGGGGAGGAGCUGUAGGUUGCCGCUUGAGUGGGAGGUCAGGAUGCCGGGGGAUAAGAGGAUUGCGUUUGCGUAG